AUGAAUAAUCCAAACUGGGAACGAUUUGCACGUGAUAUGCAAAAACGUGCACAACAGAUGACUCCUAAUGGUAGUGGUCCUAAGGGAGGAGCUAGUCCUCGGGGAUUAUUUGCUGGUGUUGGAGGUCUCAUCUUUCUUGGAUUAGGUUUUGUGGCACUCCAGAGCUCUUUAUAUAAUGUGAAUGGAGGUGAAAGAGCUGUUAUUUAUGAUCGGUUUCGUGGUAUUUUGCCGAACGUGAUUGGUGAAGGUACACAUAUUCGUAUUCCAUUCGUGCAGUUCCCUUAUAUUUAUGAUAUAAGGGCCAGACCUAGAACGGUCUCGUCUUUAACUGGUACUAAGGACUUGCAGAUGGUCAACAUUUCCUGUAGAGUUUUGUCUAGACCAGAAAUUUCUGCUCUACCAACAAUUCACAGAACUUUGGGAAAGGAUUACGACGAAAGAGUUCUUCCUUCGGUGGUCAAUGAGGUGUUGAAGGCUGUUGUGGCUCAGUUUAAUGCCGCUCAGUUGAUCACGCAGCGUGAGAAAGUUUCCCGGUUGGUGAGAGAAAAUUUACUGAGAAGAGCUGGCCAUUUCAGUGUUCUCUUGGAUGAUGUGUCUCUUACUGCCAUGACUUUUUCUCCAGAGUUUUCCACUGCGGUGGAGGCAAAGCAGAUUGCCCAGCAAGAUGCCCAAAGAGCAGCCUUUGUGGUGGACAAGGCUAUCCAAGAAAAGCAAUCUCUGGUGGUUAGAGCUCAGGGUGAGGCCAGAUCUGCCGAAUUGAUUGGAGAUGCUAUCAAGAAGUCGCGCGAUUACGUGGAGUUGAAGAGAUUGGAAACCGCUAAGGAUAUCGCAGAGACUUUAGCUCGCUCUCCUAACAAGGUUUACUUGGAUAAUGAGGCCUUGUUGUUGAAUACUGUAACCGAUACGAGAAAUGAGAAAUAA
This is a messenger RNA of Brettanomyces nanus, 921 nucleotides long. It is a transcript of the gene PHB2, whose product is annotated as Prohibitin-2, subunit of the prohibitin complex (Phb1p-Phb2p). Gene Ontology annotation, cellular component: mitochondrion; membrane. The transcript has a single exon. Lineage: Eukaryota; Fungi; Ascomycota; Pichiomycetes; Pichiales; Pichiaceae. The record is from RefSeq and is a predicted model, not a curated record. Gene Ontology annotation, biological process: mitochondrion organization. The coding region runs from base 1 to 921 and encodes 306 amino acids.